Klebsormidium nitens is the source of this 2772-nucleotide messenger RNA. NCBI's taxonomy places the organism in Eukaryota, Viridiplantae, Streptophyta, Klebsormidiophyceae, Klebsormidiales, Klebsormidiaceae. The record is from the annotation of a GenBank genome assembly.
CACAGAAUGACGACGUGUUGUGUGGGCUGAAGCGCUUGCUGGAUACAUAAUGGGGCUCAAAUUCUGUAAGAUUGCAGCCAGAACCUUUUAGUAUUCAUCUGGGAGGGUUACUCCUGAGCUAAAGAAGCGCUGAAAUGGUAUGGUGCAGUCCUGACAGCAAAGUGCUGUGCGAGCUUGAGAGCGGCAUCCAGCCUAUCUUUUCUCGCUCUGAGCCAGUUACAGGCAGACGCAGCUCAGAGGGACCGUCGUCCUAUACCAAUCUACUUUCUUUUGUUAGACCGGCCUCUCAAGAAAGUCAAGAUCAGUAAAGCAUUGUAUUGAUUGCACAUAGCUAUGGCGCCCCACAUGAAAACAGGCUUGGCUUUAUCCUUUCUUGUGCUCAUGAUGGCGGAGAGAAGCCUGAGUGAAGGGGGGAGGCGGGAUGCCUUGCCCUCAAGUAUGACCCCGGCCUUCGGUAUGACCACUCGCAACGACAGCAACGCCGUUCGUGCCCCGCCCGUCUUGCUCACUUUCACCGUGAGAUUCCUGGAUGGUGUGGUUGUGCCUUUUGCAAUGGCUCAAUUGGUUUCCGAGAAUUCCAUGCAACUCAAUCAGACCCUUAGCGACGGCACCUCCUCCUUUUGGGUUGACCCGACCUGGACAUACAGCUUGUUUCUUAGUGCCGAGGGGAGCCGAAUGGCAAAAGGCCCUAUCCACCUGAGGAGGCCUAUUAUCAUCUCGCCAUCCAAUGCCGCUGGCUUCAAGGGCGACAUCGACCUCGGCAGCAUUCCAAUUGACUACUCCAGCUUCUGUUCGGGCGCCGAGACUGUUACCGGCAAUGGGGGCGGCGUCAUUGCAGGGGGCGGCGGCGGCAUCCAGACCCUUCAGAUUCCGGGCCAGACUUGUACUUGGGCGAUUGGGCCCUUCAGCAACCCCGGGACAAUCGUGCUCUCCCUUUACAUGCUGGACCUCACUACGGGGAACUCUCUCACGAUCUACAGCAUCGACAACCGGAACAGGCAGAGAGUGGUGCUUCAAGUAGGCAUGGGGUAUCCCAACACGUUCUCGGGGAUCACCACCGUCCAAUCGCUGAGCAUCUACGACCCGUCGGUGAUCGUCGCCUUCUCUACGGGCCCAGGCUCGGACUCUUUGACCAACGGCUUCAUGAUGUCGUACAAGGUGGACCGUUUCAUUACAACCGGUCGCGUCCUGGCACUCUCGCUCAUCUGGGCGGGCGGCGGGUUCGCCUUCCUUCUCAUUAUCUUCCUCAUCUUCACUCUACUCCAACGUCGCCAGCGUCGAAUCCGCGCCGGUCAGGCGCCGCCCCUGCUGCCGUGGGAGCGGCCGCGGCCGGUCGCUUCCGCCGAGCCAGACCCGCUCGACCAUGACGUCAUGGUGGUGAAAAUCCCCGGGGAGGAGCCCCACCGGAUGGCCCUCCCGCAGAAGGCGUGGCAACCAGGAGCCCUUAAAUUCGCCUUCCAAGCACCGGGCUCGGACCUUGCGAAGCUGCACUUGGACGUUGUCGGCAAUCUCGCUCCACCUUCACAGGUGCAAUGCUUAGAAGAGGCCAGAAACCGGGAUACACGUUCUACAACGGGCACACAAGGGCCCCCAAGUGAACCGUCAAUCCUUCCGCUCGAAAGGGACACGAUAGAAGAUUCAAUUCGCGGGGUUCCGGACGUCCGUGGCGCUUGGGGCCGCCUUCUACCUUCCCUGAGUCGCAAGAGCAUCUCUCGGGAGCAGCAAGCUGCAGAGCUUGCGGACAGGCAAAAAGCUGCCGACGACAAUCUGAGCCGGGUUGCAAAUCCAGAGAAGCGAGUUUCGGACGCUCACGCGGACACUUUAGAGCGGUCCAUGGCGUCCGAAACGCACCGGGACGACGGGUCCUGCGGCGAUUGCGAGGCGUGUGCCAUCUGCCUGGUGGAGUACGAGGAGGGGACCUGCUUGCGGCCGCUGCCGUGCGAGCACGCCUUUCAUACAGCGUGCAUUGACAUGUGGCUGAAGAAGGACCCCUCGUGCCCCCUAUGUAAGCGUCCGCUUUACACCCCCCCUUUGCCUUACAAACCCGCGCCCGAGGAGAGUCCCGGGGCUAGUCAACGGGUCACCGGUUACGAAACCGGGUUGGGUCAAGCGAGCGCGCAGGCCCCUUCAAGCACCGGAGCAGACGACGGGCACACCAGCACGGCGACCGACCUGGAAGCGGGCCCUAGCACAACACCUCAAAACGGGUUAGCACAUGGUUUAGUGGCAAGAGAGGUCCGGGAAAGGACGGAGGAAGAUGAGCGGGCGCACCGGCAACGCCCGAUGAACCCGGCUUGGUAUCUGCAUCAAUGGCUGGGGUGGGGUUGGUGAAAGCCAAAUACUUGGAUUGCUAUGGAGAUUGCUUGAUGGAGCCCUGAGUGGGCCAGGGUCUGAAGUGAACUAUUCUUUAUCACAAGAGAAUGGUUCGCUUAUACAAUGGCACUAGUAAUAUCCUCCUGACGACGCAAAAGCACAUUAUUGUAGAGUAAGGAGCCCAUACAAUGAUUCAUGUGUUGUCUUCAACGUAAAUGUCAAAUUCACAAGAGUCCGAGAAAGGUCAAGGAACAACGUGUUGCUGAGUAAAAUGUGCGGCAGUACGACUCGACGUUUUCCAGAACUAGUAAUCAAAAACGUCGUUUGUAAUGAUUAUGAGAACAUUAGCAAUGGCAGAGCUUAAAGGCGAAGUGCGCUACACAACGGCUUCAUUGGACUUUCAAAAUUUCGAGACGAAAGUGGACGCGUGUAGCGCCUGAGCGUGUUGUGCGGCACGAC